AUAUAUAGUUUUCAAUAGAAAUCAAUUGAUUAUCAUAUUAGGGAUCAAUUAGAGUUCAAAAUGAUAGAUAAGAAUCUAAUGAUUAGUUUCAUAUUGUGUGCUAUCGUACUAUACCUGUGCUCUCGUAUUGCCAAUUGGUUAUCUGUGUUGUAUGUCAACCGUCCUCGUAUUGGCUACAAACCAAAUGUGGGAAACAUUGCUACCGGUGCUGAUGACCACGAGAGUGACUAUGAGACUGACGAUGAGACUGACGAAGAAACUGACAAAGAGACUGACGAAAGUGAUGGCCCAGAAGUCAAUGCACCGGUACCUAUCACUCGCAAGAGAUGGGCAAAAGGGGAACAAAGAAUCGUACGGUUUUUAGUCAAAUAUCUGAAGGGUUCGGCUAAUACCGACUACCAGUAUAUGAAGAAUUUUAUGGAUAAAUGUGAAUAUGAGAGAUCUGUCAGUGCUAUCAAAACGUUUAGAUAUAAAAAACUUUAA
Molecule: messenger RNA, 483 nt
Organism: Oppia nitens
Lineage: Eukaryota; Metazoa; Arthropoda; Arachnida; Sarcoptiformes; Oppiidae
Exons: 2
Coding region: 61-483 (140 amino acids)
Source: RefSeq, a predicted model, not a curated record